AUGUCUGGGGUUGAGAACUGGUUAAUGAUUGAUGUAAACUUGUUGGAUAAAAAAUUCAUCUACAGUGAGAGAGCGGAUGCUUACAGUUGUACUCCAUGUGUAGAGGGUUACUGGUCUGAUGAAAUGAGCAUAAUCUGCAAAAAGCGCACUAUUGUCUAUCUUCAACUCGAGGACCCUCUGUGCAUGUUAUUCUUCGUAUGUGCUGUGGCCUUCAUUGUUGUCUCCAUUGGACUCAUAAUCCUUUUUGGCAUCAACUACAACACUCCUGUGGUAAAGUCUGCUGGUGGUAAUAUGUGCUUGCUUAUGUUAUUUUGUUUGAUUCUGGCCAACAUUGGGGUGUUCUUUUACUUUGGAGUACCAGACCCAGUGAAUUGUGUUUUAAGGAAUGUCUUUUUCAUAUUUUUCUACACUAUUUGCCUUUCUUGUAUGGGUGUACGUUCCUUUCAAAUUGUUUGUGUCUUCAAAAUGGCUGCCCAGUUUCCAGAUGUCUAUCACUGGUGGAUGAAGAACAAUGGUCAGUGGCUCUGUAUUAAUGUCUACUCUUUCAUACAGCUUGUUGCUUGUGGGAUAUGGCUUCUAACUGGAAGACCCAAACCCUACAAUGACAGUACUUCUUUUAAAGAUCAGACUAUUUUGACAUGUGAUAUGGGAUCAAUGGUCACAUCCACCUUGGCUUGGUCUUGUCUCUGGUUUCUUAGUAUAGUCUGUUUCUGUUUCUCCUACAUGGGCAAAGAUCUUCCAAAAAGCUACAAUGAAGCGAAGAACAUCACGUUUAGCUUGCUCGUAUUUUAUCUGGGCUGGAUUGCAUAUUUCACAGCGUACAUUGUGUUCAGAGGAGCUUACAUACAGCUUCUUAAUGCAGUUGCACAGCUGUCCAGUUCAUAUGGAAUUGUUAUAAGUUUCUAUAUGCCAAGGGCCUACAUCAUUAUUUUCCAACCCAAAAAGAACACCCAGGCAUACUUUCAGUCAUCAAUCCAGACAUAUACACAGACUCUUAGCAGAAUGUAGUCUUAAAAAUCAUAACCAAAUAUCCACUGAAUUCUAUGGGACAUUUUCUGGUCUUCUUGUUUCAGUAAUGAUCAAUUAUUAAGUAAUUGUCUGUAAUUAUAAAUAUUAAUCAUUCUUUAAAUUCUUUAAAGUUAAACAAGGCUCUUGCUUGUUUGUAGUACUGAUAGCCUGAUCAUUGUUCAUUGCAUUUAAAGAAUAAUCACCAAAAUAUAGUUUGUCAGCAUCAAUAAGUAAUGCUUGCUUGUGAUCUGCUAGUAUUGGUCUGUAAAUAUUGAUGUACAAUUUUGUUCUUUCUUGUUUAUUGCACUUUCUUAAUAAUGCAUUAUUGUAACAGAUAUGUUAGAGAUUUUGUAAUACAGAUAGGUUGUAUGUUUUAAACAAGAUAAUAAAGGAACAAAAU
Ictalurus punctatus (channel catfish) is the source of this 1408-nucleotide messenger RNA. RefSeq names its product taste receptor type 1 member 1-like. Bases 1 to 1008 code for a protein of 335 amino acids. Gene Ontology annotation, biological process: G protein-coupled receptor signaling pathway. Lineage: Eukaryota; Metazoa; Chordata; Actinopteri; Siluriformes; Ictaluridae. Gene Ontology annotation, molecular function: G protein-coupled receptor activity. Gene Ontology annotation, cellular component: membrane. The record is from RefSeq and is a predicted model, not a curated record. The transcript has 2 exons.